Electrophorus electricus (electric eel) is the source of this 3353-nucleotide messenger RNA. It is a transcript of the gene pisd, whose product is annotated as phosphatidylserine decarboxylase. The record is from RefSeq and is a predicted model, not a curated record. Gene Ontology annotation, biological process: phosphatidylethanolamine biosynthetic process. Gene Ontology annotation, molecular function: phosphatidylserine decarboxylase activity. Lineage: Eukaryota; Metazoa; Chordata; Actinopteri; Gymnotiformes; Gymnotidae. Gene Ontology annotation, cellular component: mitochondrion.
AUAUUAUUGUGGUGAAAGUCAGCUGCUUUGUACUUUUUAUAAUGUGCCAGUGAAGACUUAGUCAUGAUCACUCUAUCCAAAAGUAUUUCAGAUGUUCUGACUACAGUACAGUUUCUCUGAUGAUAUGACAAGCUCUUUUGGAAAAAAUAUACCAUGGGCAAAUAUACCUUGCAAAACAUUAUUUUCUUUAAAUGAAUUUUUAGUACCAUCUAUGUACAUGUACAUAAGGUGUUGAUGAAUACAGACAGAAAAACAGAAUACAGACAGAAAAAAAUCUUAAAAUCUGACACAAUAUUAUGCAUUCUGGGUUCAUUAUAUUAGAUUUGUAUGCAUUACAAAUAAUUUUACAAUUUACAAUACAAUUUUGUAAAAAGUUCCAUUUUGAGCAUAUAUACAGCUUCAGUAUUUACCAGCAACUGUAGUUUGUAUAAAAGAGGAUUGUUCUAAGCUGCAGGCUGACUUAGUGGUUGAUGCAGCUAAGUGUUUCUAGUUUAAUAGCUUCAAAGAGUGAGUGAACAGAGCAGUCAGACAUUCAGGCUUCAAUGUCCCGCCACCCCACCCCCGUGGUAACAUGCCGAGUACAGGGUCCACUGAGCAUAUGCUUGACUGUAUUGUAUCUUUCUAGAACACCCUGCUCCACCCCGUUUUCAAAUCACAAUUUUCCUGGCUCCAUUGGAAACUUCAACCACUUGCUGUCAGCAGCCUUCCUGAAGGAGGCGGAACCACCAGUCAGCCAGCCAAUCGCAGCUGCACAGUAUAACACAGUGACCCACUGAAGGGACUGGGUUUCUGGCAUUGCAGCAGAAAAACACCAGCAGAAGCAAAGGAGCUGAAGGACGAGAGCUGUAGAGGGAGAACGAGAGAGGGGGGACUAGAGCUCGCGGAGGCCGUUAAUCUCGCGCAGUGAUCAUGUGUCAGCAGAGCCUGAAGCAGCAGCAGCAGCAGCAGUCGCAGCGGAGCAGGGUUGGGAAAUGGUGAGAUGUUGCAGGGCUUUGCCCAGGCCGUCCUCUUGCUACAAUCUCCACAGAGUUAGGGUUGAUGUGCGGCGCCUCCGGACGCUUGCCUCCUCCUCCUCCUUCUCCUCCUCCUCCUCUUCCUACUCCUCCUCCUCCUCCUCCUCCUCCUCCUCCUCCUCCUUCUUCUCUGUGGCAGCGACAGGGGGGCCAGCGGGCGGCGUCAACAACGCCAGUGCUGGGGGCUCCAGAGCCCAAGGGGGCGCCAUUCAGCUCAGCCACCAAAGCCGAUUCAGGUUACAGUUCCCCCAGUUGGCCUUGCGGCGGCGCCUUGGCCAGCUGAGCUGCAUGUCCCGGCCCACCGCCCGCCUGCGCUCAUGGCCACUCUCCUUCCUCUACUACAUCUUGCCAUUUGGAGCGCUUAAGCCCCUUGCCAAGGUGGGAUGGCGCCCCACCAGCAGAGUUACCAUAUAUAAAUCCAUACCUACAAGGCUACUCUCCAGAGCUUGGGGCCGGUUAAACCAGGUCGACCUUCCCACCUGGUUAAGAAAGCCCAUCUAUAGCCUGUACAUAUGGACGUUUGGCGUGAACAUGAAGGAGGCUGCUGUGGAGGACCUGCAGCACUACAGGAACCUGGGAGAGUUCUUCAGACGCAAGCUCAAACCACAUGCCCGACCCGUUUGUGACUCCCACUGUGUGAUAAGCCCGGCUGAUGGCAAGAUCCUGCACUUUGGCAGAGUAAAGAACUGUGAGGUGGAGCAGGUGAAGGGGGUCACCUACUCUCUUGAGACGUUUCUUGGCCCUUGCACAUGGGCAGAGAGCAUAGCCAUUAACAGAAAUGAGGACCACAGCUCCUUCCAGGACCUUCUGGUGACAAAGGAAGGGAAUGAACUGUUCCACUGUGUGGUGUAUCUAGCCCCCGGAGACUACCACUGCUUCCACUCCCCCACUGAUUGGAGAGUUGCACACAGGCGCCACUUCCCUGGCUCUCUGAUGUCAGUGAACCCGGGUGUAGCACGGUGGAUUAAAGAGCUCUUCUGUCAUAAUGAGCGAGUGGUGCUGAGUGGGGAAUGGACACACGGCUUCUUUUCACUAACUGCCGUCGGGGCCACUAAUGUUGGAUCCAUCCGGAUCUACUUUGACAAGGAGCUGCACACAAACAAUCCUCGCUACAAUAAAGGUUCAUACAAUGACUUGAGCUAUGUGUCUAACAACAACCAGGAGGGCAUGUGCAUGCGUAAGGGUGAGCACCUGGGUGAGUUCAACCUGGGCUCCACCAUCGUACUGCUGUUUGAAGCUCCGCAGGACUUCACUUUCAGCCUCACACCAGGCCAGAAGAUCCACUUUGGUGAACCUCUCGGCAGUAUAUGAUGGCAGGACACAGUGUAGCAGAUCUUGUCCAUGGACACACUAUUGUGUGUGCAAACCUGGGCAGAGACUCACAGACUAAGCUGCAUUGCACACCAAGGAGAGUGGUUUCAUUUUUACUUACACGCACAUCACCACUAUUGCAUUAUUGUGAUUUAUAGUUCUCCUAUUUACUUAGGAGGGAGGGGUUUUUAACAAGUUUACUUUUAAUGUAAAGUACUCUGUUAAAAUAGUAAAUUUAUACCAUUAACACACUUUUGUGACAGAAUUUAGUUUACCACAAAUUUGCUCUAGAUGUUUUUCUGUUACGUUCUUUGAUGUAAGAUUUGACAUUUUUUGUUUCACUCAUAUUGCCUUUAGUCAAGUCAUCUUUUUUAUUGGGAAAGGAUUUUCAUAUGUUAAUCUAGCAAGCAUUGACACACAUUUCUACACAGCUAAAAUCAUUUUGCAUGCAGUCUAGAAUGCCAGAUGAAUUAAAACAUGCAUAAAGAAGGAGGAACAUAGAAGAUGCUAAACCUGUUUUCUCUUUCUCUUUCAUAUCUCUUUAAUACAUGUCUAGCUUUUAAUAUAUUUCUCUGUGAAGAUGCCAAUCAGGACAUUUAUUUUACAAAUUGAUGAAUUACUGCUCAAGAAAUAUCUGCAAAGAUAAUUUAAACCCCUUUACUUUAUAUAGGCUAUGCCUUCAAGUUCUGAUCAUAGAUCUGUCUACUUUAGUCUUCUGCUACACUGAUGAAAAGUACAGUGCAAUACAAUACACUAAAUUUCCACUGUAAUACAUUUCUGUACAUUUGAUAAAUGCUUUGCUAAAACCAAAGUUAAAAUUUCAGUAGUUUAAAUUAUUAAAUUAACAAUAUUAAGUUAUUAUUGGCUGAAUUGAUUAAAUUCACAAAGAAAGCUGAGAAAAGCUACUUUGGGAAGAAAUAACCCAUGUAUGUAAUGUUCUGCUAACUGCUGAAGACUAGAGGACUACAAUAUCAGUGGCAGGUAUGCACAGUAAAACAUUAUUGCAUUAUACACAAACUAGGAAAAUUA